ACGGGAGUGUUCAAUUUUAGGGAAUACAAAAAUUUGUAAAAAAAAAUUGCGACGAAAAGGAAAAAAAAAAAGGUAUACGUAUUACCGUACGAGAAUCAAUUUGUUAAUUCUUCAAUAAAACGUAAAAGGAAAGAAUAUAUCCGCGCAACGAAAGGAUUUUUUUUUUUCUUCAAAGCAGCAGUUUGGAUAAAGCAAAGCUGUGAACAUUUCGCAAGCCAAAAAGAGGAGCAACAAGCCGUUUUUACGUACGUUUAUUAUAACAAACCAAACCCAUCAUUUACAACCUUUCGAAUCACUAAGCCAAACACAAUGGGUCGCAUGUACGGUAAGGGAAAAGGUAUUUCCAGCUCCACCAUUCCAUACAAAAGGAAACAACCAAGCUGGUUGAAACAGAAGCCAUCUGAAAUUGAAGAUGCGAUAAUUAAAUUGGCCAAGAAGGGACAAACUCCAUCCCAAAUUGGUGCUACAUUAAGAGACAAUUAUGGAAUUCCCCAAGUGAAGGCCGUUACAGGAAAUAAAAUCCUCAGAAUAUUAAGAGCCCAUGGAGUUGCCACGACCAUUCCAGAGGAUUUGUACUUUUUAAUAAAGAAGGCCGUGUCCAUGAGAAAGCAUCUUGAAAAAAACAAAAAGGAUAAGGAUUGUAAGUUCAGAUUAAUUUUAACUGAAUCUAAGAUUCACAGAAUUUCGCGAUACUACAAAAGAAAAAAGUUGUUGCCAUCCAACUGGAAGUACCAGUCCAGCACGGCUAGCGCACUGAUUGCAUAGACUUAGCUUAGCCAAGCGAGAAGUGCGGCGUGCAUGUGAGUAAGCGGCAAGAUUGGACGAAAUGGGCAACCCUGUGAACAAGUAAGCCAAAAGGAAUGGACGAAAGCGGCUGCCUGUAGAUAGAUAUACAAAUGUACACACCCCCGCUUACACCUGCGAACGCCGGAACUUUUUUCAUUGCUCCCCAUUUUUUUCCUCACCAUUUUUAAUGUGUAUUAAAAACUUCAGCAAAACUUCUGUUCAAAUUUUUAAUAAAAAAAAGAAAAUUAACCCUUUUAUUGCGCAACGCAUAA
Plasmodium vivax (malaria parasite P. vivax) is the source of this 1058-nucleotide messenger RNA. Its product is annotated as 40S ribosomal protein S13, putative. Gene Ontology annotation, molecular function: small ribosomal subunit rRNA binding; structural constituent of ribosome. The record is from RefSeq and is a predicted model, not a curated record. Gene Ontology annotation, biological process: translation. The coding region runs from base 310 to 765 and encodes 151 amino acids. Gene Ontology annotation, cellular component: cytosolic small ribosomal subunit; ribosome; nucleolus. NCBI's taxonomy places the organism in Eukaryota, Apicomplexa, Aconoidasida, Haemosporida, Plasmodiidae. The transcript is spliced from 2 exons.